This is a messenger RNA of Daktulosphaira vitifoliae (grape phylloxera), 1117 nucleotides long. Its product is annotated as inositol oxygenase-like. The record is from RefSeq and is a predicted model, not a curated record. Lineage: Eukaryota; Metazoa; Arthropoda; Insecta; Hemiptera; Phylloxeridae. Gene Ontology annotation, cellular component: cytoplasm. The transcript has 7 exons. Gene Ontology annotation, molecular function: inositol oxygenase activity; iron ion binding. The coding region runs from base 149 to 925 and encodes 258 amino acids. Gene Ontology annotation, biological process: inositol catabolic process.
AAUCUUAUGAACACUAUGAGAUAAACACAUUUAUUAGAUACUAUAUAAAUGCUAGAGGACCAGCUAAUUAUUUCAUUAUAGUAAACUGAAUCAUAUUGUUAAUAAUUGCUUCAAUUAAAAGUUAAUUGAUAUUCAAGAAAACUCAAACAUGACUGCAAUCGCUACAAAUCAAACAGUUAAAAUAUUAGAUGUAUCGGAAUUGAUGAGACCCGAAGAAUCAUUUGCAUCAAAACCUGUUGGUCGAUACAGAGACUAUUCCGUAGAUAAAAAUGAUCCUAUUAAGGAAAGGGUUAGAAUCACCUAUACUGAUAUGCAUACUAAUCAAACAGUUGACUUCGUGAAAAGAAAAAUGGAUGAUUGGUGUAAAUUUAACAAAUUUGAAGCAACUGUUAUGGAAGCCUUAGACUACCUAGAUAAUCUUGUAGAUGAGAGUGAUCCUGACGUCGACAUUCCAAAUAUUGUUCAUGCAUAUCAAACCGCUGAACGCAUCCGAAAAGAUCAUCCUGAUCUUGAUUGGUUUCACUUGGUCGGCCUCAUACAUGAUUUAGGCAAAGUAAUGGCCUUAAAAGGAGAACCUCAAUGGUGUGUAGUAGGUGAUACAUUUCCGGUGGGGUGUGCAUGGGGUAAAUCAAUUGUUUACCGAGAUACUACUUUCGAUAAUAAUCCAGACACUCGGAACAAAAAGUACAAUACCAAGCUGGGAAUUUACUCAGAAAAUUGUGGUUUAGAUAAAAUUUUGAUGUCCUGGGGACACGAUGAAUACCUUUACAGAGUGUUAGAACACAAUAAUUCGAAAAUACCUAAAGAAGGCCAUUACAUGAUCAAGUACCAUUCAUUUUAUCCAUGGCAUUCUGGUGGUGAUUAUCAACAUUUAUGUACUGAAGAAGACAAAAAAAUGAAAAAAUGGAUUUUAGAAUUCAAGUAAUUUACUGUAGCUAAAAAUUUAGUUAAUAAAAUGUUUAAUUUGUAUUUGUUUUAGUAAAUAUGAUUUAUAUACAAAAGGAGGAGAAAUGCCAGAUAUUGAAAAAUUGAAGCCUUAUUAUCAGUCACUUAUUGAUAAAUACAUACCUGGAGUUCUUAAAUGGUGAUAAUAAAAUAAAGACGCAUUAUUAACAUA